Oppia nitens is the source of this 1546-nucleotide messenger RNA. RefSeq names its product cytosolic carboxypeptidase 6-like. Gene Ontology annotation, molecular function: metallocarboxypeptidase activity; zinc ion binding. Gene Ontology annotation, biological process: proteolysis. The transcript has 10 exons. Lineage: Eukaryota; Metazoa; Arthropoda; Arachnida; Sarcoptiformes; Oppiidae. The record is from RefSeq and is a predicted model, not a curated record. The coding region runs from base 98 to 1546 and encodes 482 amino acids.
AUGAAAAUUUGUUGAAAUAUACAUAUUAUAUAGUUUUGAUGAAACAUUUAUUAUUUGGUAAUUUCCAGACUCAAGUAGUGAUGAUUCAGACUCUGAGAUGAAACUAACAAAUGUGUCGAGACUUGUGAUGCGACCGAUUGGACACUCGGGUAAAGCAAAGAAAGGUCAUCUCGUGUUUGACGCCUCCUUUGAAUCGGGUAAUUUGGGUCGAGUCGACCGCAUCAGUCACUUGACAUAUGACCUCUUUGUCAGGCCUGACAUCGCUGACCCCAGACAUCGACUUUGGUUCAACUUUACCAUUGAUAAUGCUAUCAACAAUCAGCGAAUAAUUAUAAAUAUAGUGAAUUUGGCGAAGAGUUGUCACAUAUUUCACUCAGGCUUUGGACCGGUAGUGCGUUCAUCACAAUAUCCUCAGUGGUGCGCCAUUCAACCGGAAUAUGUAUUUUACUACCGGAGUCCAGAGCAUCGGAUGCGUUAUGUGCUCUCAUUUGCAUUUGUUUUUAAUGGCAAAGAUAAUGAUGUUUAUCAGUUUGCACUGUCAUAUCCGUACACAUAUAGCAAACAUUGUCAUCAAUUACAACACUGGAAACACAUUUAUUAUAAUAAACCAAAUGUUGGUUUAACACAAAAUUUUCGUUUUGAAAUCAACACAAUUGGUAAAAGUUUGCAAAAUAGAGACAUACACUUAAUAACAAUUGGCGGCAAUAAAUGUUUAGAGGACAGUAAGAUUGGUUCAAAAAUAGUAAUAAUAACGGCACGACUUCACCCGUCAGAGACGGCCACUUCAUACAUAUGCGAAGGUAUUAUAAAUUUGCUUAUAAGUGAUGAUCCAGUGGCCACUUGUUUGCGAUCGUAUACUAAAUUUUAUAUAAUACCAAUGCCUAAUCCAGACGGUGUGUUUGUAGGAAAUACUAGAACAUCAGUAAUUGGUAGUGACCUGAAUGCUAGUUGGCAUAAGAUAUCACCACUAAUGCAUCCAGAAUUAGUGGCUGUCAAACAAACCAUUGAAGAUAUCGCAAAAACAUAUGGUGAAGAUGUGGACACAUAUAUUGAUCUUCACGCACACACCUAUCUAUUGGGUGCCUGUAUUUAUGGUGUUUCUAGAGAUGAUAUUUUCCAUAUGGAAAGACACGCUCUGUUUCCUAAAUUAUUGAGUAUAAUAGCGGAUGACUUUUAUAUCGAUAACACUGUCUAUUGUAAAGAAAGGCAUAGCUCCGGCAGUUCCCGCAGUUAUAUGACAACCAUAUUUCACAGCAAAACAAAUUGUUAUACAUUAGAAGUAAGCCAUUACGGCUAUUAUGAUAAGCAAACACUGGGACACACCAUCAUUCCGUAUACCGACAAAAAAUAUAAAUUGUUGGCAGAAAAUAUGGUAAUCGCACUGUUAGAUUGUUACCGGACUAUUGGUCACAUACCACCUAAUGAUAUAUCACCACAGAUUCAACAUUUACUGUCGCAUACCAGUCAAGGAAUGCUCAGUCAAUCCAAUGAAUAUAAACUUAAAGAUUCAAUCAUUAAAUUAACCACAAAAUCUAUUAAUUCAUAA